This is a messenger RNA of Trichosporon asahii var. asahii CBS 2479, 1017 nucleotides long. RefSeq names its product clathrin heavy chain 1. The transcript has 5 exons. Gene Ontology annotation, molecular function: clathrin light chain binding; structural molecule activity. The record is from RefSeq and is a predicted model, not a curated record. Gene Ontology annotation, biological process: Golgi to endosome transport; intracellular protein transport; receptor-mediated endocytosis. Gene Ontology annotation, cellular component: clathrin coat of coated pit; clathrin coat of trans-Golgi network vesicle; actin cortical patch. Bases 1 to 1017 code for a protein of 338 amino acids. NCBI's taxonomy places the organism in Eukaryota, Fungi, Basidiomycota, Tremellomycetes, Trichosporonales, Trichosporonaceae.
AUGGGUGACAAACCCAUUGUCUUUACCGAGCAUGUUCAGCUCACCGCGCUGGGCAUCCAGCCCGCCUCCAUCUCGUUCCAGACGUUGACUCUUGAAUCAGACCACUUCAUUUGCGUGCGGGAAAAUGUCAACGACACGAACCAGGUUGUCAUCGUCGACCUGGCUGAUGCCAACAAUGUCAUGAGGCGGCCAACCGGUCGUCAGCUCCAGGUCUUCAAUCUCGCGACGAAGCAGAAGCUCGGAUCUCACGUCAUGAACGAGGAUGUCACUUUCUGGGCCUGGAUCAACGACACGACCCUCGGCAUGGUCACUGAGCACUCGGUUUACCACUGGAAGGUGACUGAGGGCCAGGCUGCGCCCCAGAAGAUCUUCGAUCGCCACGCUUCGCUGAAUGGCAAUCAGAUUAUCAACUACCGCAUGAGCGAGGACGGCCAGUGGCUCGUCCUCGUCGGAAUCUCGUCGAACCCCGCUGCCGGGCAGCCCGGCUCGAACGCCUUCAAGAUCAAGGGAUCGAUGCAGCUCUACUCGCUCGAGCGCGGUGUCUCGCAGCCCAUUGAGGGCCACGCCGCUGCUUUCACCUCUGUCAAGAUGGAGGGCGCCUCGCAGCCUAGCAAGCUGUUCUGUUUCGCCGUCCGUUCCGGCAACGGCGCCAAGCUCCAUGUCGUCGAGAUCGGCCACCAGGCUGGUCAGCCCGCGUUCCCCAAGAAGGCCGUCGACGUCUUCUUCCCGCCGGAGGCCACCAACGACUUCCCCGUUGCCAUGCAGGUCUCGAAGAAGCACGGCAUCAUCUACCUUGUCACCAAGUUCGGCUUCAUCCACCUUUACGAGGUCGAGAGCGGACAGUGCAUCUACAUGAACCGCAUCUCGGGCGACACCAUCUUCACGACCGCCCCCUACGAGCAGCUCAACGGUAUCAUUGGUGUCAACCGCAAGGGCCAGGUCCUCUCCGUCAGCGUUGACGAGGACACCAUUGUUCCCUUCAUCCAGAGUAAGUUGGGCUUUCAAGGUAUCAUCUGA